Stereum hirsutum FP-91666 SS1 is the source of this 1035-nucleotide messenger RNA. RefSeq names its product NAD-P-binding protein. Gene Ontology annotation, molecular function: oxidoreductase activity, acting on the CH-OH group of donors, NAD or NADP as acceptor. The transcript has 7 exons. NCBI's taxonomy places the organism in Eukaryota, Fungi, Basidiomycota, Agaricomycetes, Russulales, Stereaceae. The record is from RefSeq and is a predicted model, not a curated record. Bases 1 to 1035 code for a protein of 344 amino acids.
AUGUCUUUCAUCCUAGUCACUGGCGCCUCUGGCUUUAUUGCCUCUCAUAUCAUCAACCAACUUGUCGCAGCGGGGCAUAAAGUCCGCGGAACCGUCCGAUCAGCGAAGGCGGAGGCAGUGAAGUCGUCGUAUUCAUCCUACGGCGACAAGUUUGAAGUUGCCAUUAUAGACGAUAUCGCCUCAUCAGACCUUACUGAGGCGUUCAAGGAUGUGAAGGCUCUGGUUCACGUCGCUUCAGGCAUGGACCCUUCCGUUGGGAAUGAAGUUAUGCUCAAGACUGCGGUCACGAACCGUAUUCUCGCGCAAGCUCUCGCCUCAAACGUGAAGAAGAUCGUCGUCACUGCCAGUGUGUCCUCCGUCAUCGACAUACAAUACAGCUGGUCGGACAAGAUCUUUAGCGACAAAGAUUGGAACCCAAUGACUCUCGAAGAGGCAUCGAAGCCCGACGCGCCUGUCCACGUCGUAUACAUGGGCUCCAAGAAAGCCGCAGAAGAGGCCGCAUGGAAGUUCGCGAAAGAACACCCCGAUGUCGACCUCGCCACCGUAAUCCCUCCCUACGUCUACGGCCCCGCCACGGACGCUCAAUCCAAGCUUCUCAAGACCCCCGCCGCCGUUUCCAACAACUACAUCUACGAACUCAUCAAAGGCACUCCUGGUACUCCACGUCCCCUCCCAACUGCGCAGAUGCUCCCUGGCCCUUGCUGCAUCCACGUCUCCGAUGUCGCGCGUGCUCACGUUCUCCUCUUGGACGCCCCUCCCUCUAAGGAGCCUGAGAGAGUCGUUUUGAACGGUGUCGAUUUGGUCUGGAAAGACGCGGUGGAGUACUUGGGCAAGACCAGGCCUGAGUUGAAGGAUAGGUUGUUUGUAGCUUCUGAGGAGCCGGCCGGCGAGGCAUUGAAGUGGUAUAAGUUAGAUGGAAGUAGCGCGGAGAAGAUCAUCGGCAUGAAGGAGUAUAUUGGUUGGGAGAAGAUCGUUGAUGAGACGAUCGACGAUAUUUUGAAGCAUGAGAAGGCGCUGGGUGCCACUGUGGCGUAA